Messenger RNA from Melampsora larici-populina 98AG31, 249 nucleotides. RefSeq lists its product as uncharacterized. Bases 1 to 249 code for a protein of 82 amino acids. The transcript has a single exon. NCBI's taxonomy places the organism in Eukaryota, Fungi, Basidiomycota, Pucciniomycetes, Pucciniales, Melampsoraceae. The record is from RefSeq and is a predicted model, not a curated record.
AUGAAACUCAGCAUUGUCAAGGUUAUCCUCAUGGCAUCCGUAUCAUACAGCCAAGUUUUUGGUGCAAUGAUUCAUGUUUGCAAGAGUGAUAGAGGAAUUGUUCCAGCUGAAGGGUCUUUGACCAAUCAUGUCACCACAAAAGGAGUUAUACCACCUGAGGUUGAAGGCCCUGAAUGGACUUGUUCCAAGUGUCAGGAAUCAAGCUUUAACUGUGUUUGUCCGCCACCCUCGCCCCCCCAUCAAAAAUAG